This is a messenger RNA of Choloepus didactylus (southern two-toed sloth), 5217 nucleotides long. RefSeq names its product thioredoxin reductase 1 (gene TXNRD1). Bases 1476 to 3311 code for a protein of 611 amino acids. Gene Ontology annotation, biological process: cellular response to oxidative stress; glutathione metabolic process; cell redox homeostasis. Gene Ontology annotation, cellular component: mitochondrion; cytosol. Gene Ontology annotation, molecular function: glutathione-disulfide reductase (NADPH) activity; flavin adenine dinucleotide binding; thioredoxin-disulfide reductase (NADPH) activity. NCBI's taxonomy places the organism in Eukaryota, Metazoa, Chordata, Mammalia, Pilosa, Megalonychidae. The transcript is spliced from 14 exons. The record is from RefSeq and is a predicted model, not a curated record.
UAAUUUUAAAGACGUCUGCCACACUUGAAUUGCUUUAGUAUUGUGCCCUUUUUUGGGAAUCUGGAGCAGUGUUUUACUGGGGGUGGCGUUGCUGUGAGAGGCAAAUGGAAGAAUAUUCAGCAUACAAGUCUGGUGAACAAUGUGGCAAACAUCUGCAGGUGAGGUGUAUGUAUCUACACUUAUAGCAGUAGUUUUCAAAGCAUGGUUUGGCUUGUUCCUUUGUGGGCCCUGAGACCGUUUCAGGAGGUCUUUGAGGUCAAAAUUAUAUGAUUUGCCUUUUUCAUUCUCAUUCUCUUACAAGCCUACAGUGGAAUUUUCCAGAAGCUAUGAUAGGUGAUGUUGAAACUGAUUGAUUGUAGAAAUCAGUAUGAGUGGUCUGUAUAAGCCAGACAUUAAAGAGCAUUGGAAAAAUGUAAAACAAUGCAACUCACUAAUUUAAAAAAUAUUUUUUCAUAAAAAUAUUUAACAUGUAAUGAGUAUAUUAGAUUUUGUAACAUAUAAAUUUCUUCUUAGUUUUAAUUUCUUACAUGGUAAAUAUGAAUAGAUAAAAUCCACAUUACCAGAAGUUCUUUGAGAUCCUUAGUAAUUUAAGAGUGUCAAGAGAUACUAAGACCAAAAAGUUUGAGAACCCCUGUCCUUACAUCCACCACUAGAGUCAGCAGUCACUAUUUCUAGCAAUUGUGGUGGAGGAGGAGGGUGCUGGCAUUUUUCCCUGUCCACCCCAACUCUGUGCUCCCUUCUUGCACUAUCUGGGGGAGCUGUCUUCUUCUUGACUAUCUUUUUUUAUAUUUGAGGUGAAAUAACACUUACCGGAAGCUGAAUGAUAGCAAUUUCACAGUUGAUAAGUUGGAUUUAUAUCUAAAAACAUACUGUUGUUUCUGGGGUCAGCUGAAUGUUUCAGUUGUCUGUCUUCUUAGUGUCUGUCCUAUCUGUGGUAGUCUUAGUUUACUCAUUGUACUUCACAGAGUUAAAAAUGUCCAGGCUCACUCAGAGCUUUCUUUGUAUAAUCUGUGUGCUGGUUGAUAUAUUUAGACUUUAAGCUAGAACCAUAAGAACCCAGGUUUGAUACAGAAUUUCAGUAAAGAACAGAUUAUAAGCAUUAUUAGGGAGGGAGUAUGUGGCUUUUCAGCAUGAUGAUGCAUUUUCUUUUGUUCUAGUAAACAUGUUGUGGGGAAUGAGGUUACAAGAAUCGGUGGUUUUCAUUUAUAAUUCAUAACCAAUGAUUGUGCUCUGUCACUGUGCUAAGAACAGUGUGGAUAAAAUGACACUGAGAUUAAAAAUGAUUGUAUUAUAUUUUUGCAGAGUAUCUAGCUGCAUUUAUUAACUCUUUUAAGCCACCAAGUUAGCCUCAUGCUCUUUGAGACAAAGUAGGGAGUGAUGUUUAUUUAUCUGGAGCUUAUAUUGAUCUGAAUGGCUAUUACCAAAUUGUUUUUCCCCCCACAGUGCCUUGUAUUGAAGGAGGAGCCUUUGCCAUAAUGCCAGUUGGUGAAUAUUGGCUGUGUUUACCAGUCUCUCAUGUUAGACCUUUUGUGCAUACUGUCAGGGUGAUGCCGUCUUGGUCCCAUUGUUGCUGGUUUCCAGGUGCUCUCCCUUUGGUCCCUGAACCACCCGGUGCACCCGCCGUGCUGCCAAGGGGCAGCCACAAUGCUGUGCUCCCUUCUCAUCCCUCCACUGCACCCCUUUCCACAUCCCAAGCACCUUAUUCUUCUGUUGACCCCACGCUCUGCCUUUCACCCUCUACACCUGAUGGUAGGCAGGAGAGAAAUGUGAAGUCUAGGCUGGCUUAUCAGGAGGGCAGGCUUCAAAAGCUACUAAAAAUGAAUGGCUCUGAUGAUCUUCUGGAGUCCUAUGACUAUGAUCUCAUCAUCAUUGGAGGCGGCUCAGGAGGACUGGCAGCUGCUAAGGAGGCAGCCAAAUACGACAAGAAGGUGAUGGUCCUGGAUUUUGUCACUCCAACUCCUCUUGGAACUAGAUGGGGUCUUGGAGGAACAUGUGUGAAUGUGGGCUGCAUACCUAAAAAAUUGAUGCACCAAGCCGCUCUGUUAGGACAAGCCCUACAGGACUCUCGCAACUAUGGCUGGAAAGUUGAAGAGACAGUUAAACACGACUGGGACAAAAUGACAGAAGCUGUACAGAAUUACAUUGGCUCUCUAAACUGGGGCUACCGGGUGGCUCUGCGGGAGAAAAAGGUCACCUACGAGAAUGCUUAUGGACAAUUUGUUGGGCCUCAUAGGAUUAAGGCUACAAAUAAUAAAGGCAAAGAAAAAAUUUACUCAGCUGAGAGAUUUCUCAUUGCCACUGGUGAAAGGCCACGUUACUUGGGCAUCCCUGGCGACAAGGAGUAUUGCAUCAGCAGUGAUGACCUUUUCUCCUUACCUUACUCCCCGGGUAAGACCUUGGUAGUUGGAGCAUCCUAUGUUGCUUUGGAGUGUGCUGGAUUUCUUGCUGGUAUUGGUUUAGAUGUCACUGUUAUGGUACGGUCCAUCCUCCUUAGAGGAUUUGAUCAGGACAUGGCCAAUAAAAUCGGUGAACACAUGGAAGAACAUGGUGUCAAGUUCAUUAAACAGUUCGUACCGAUAAAAGUUGAACAAAUUGAAGCAGGGACACCAGGCCGACUCAGGGUGGUAGCUCAAUCCACCAAUGGCGAGGAAAUCAUCGAAGGAGAGUAUAAUACGGUAUUGCUGGCAAUAGGAAGAGAUGCUUGCACAAGAAAAAUUGGCUUAGAAACCGUGGGGGUGAAGAUAAAUGAAAAGACUGGAAAAAUACCUGUCACAGAUGAAGAGCAGACCAAUGUGCCUUACAUCUAUGCCAUAGGUGAUAUACUGGAGGGUAAACUCGAGCUUACCCCAGUAGCAAUCCAGGCAGGAAGAUUGCUGGCUCAGAGGCUUUAUGCUGGUUCCACUGUCAAGUGUGACUAUGAAAAUGUUCCAACAACUGUAUUUACUCCAUUGGAAUAUGGUGCUUGUGGCCUUUCUGAGGAGAAAGCUGUGGAGAAAUUCGGGGAAGAAAAUAUUGAGGUUUACCAUAGUUACUAUUGGCCAUUGGAGUGGACGAUUCCAUCAAGAGAUAACAACAAAUGUUAUGCAAAAAUAAUCUGUAAUAUCAACGACAAUGAACGUGUUGUGGGCUUCCAUGUACUGGGUCCAAAUGCUGGAGAAGUUACACAGGGUUUUGCAGCUGCGCUGAAGUGUGGCAUGACCAAAAAGCAGCUGGAUAGCACAAUCGGAAUCCACCCUGUCUGUGCAGAGAUAUUCACAACCCUGUCGGUGACCAAACGCUCUGGGGGAAGCAUCCUCCAGACUGGCUGCUGAGGUUAAGCCCUGGUGUGGGUGCUGUUGCCAAGACUCCCAGCCACUGAUUUGUUUCCUUGCCCAAAUCCAAGGGGAAGUUUUCAGGAAGUUUGUUGGGCUCUUGGCCCCUUACCGCCAUCCAAGGUCCCCUUGGAUCUCCUGGGUAGGAGGUGGUGAAUAGAAGGAAGUCAGCAUCACACCGGGGUCACCUUAAUGGACUUGAAACUGAUGUUUGGCAGUGCAUCUUUGGGAUGCGUCCAUGAUGUCACCGGCCUCAAGCCCGUGGGGGUGGGCAGUGAUGGAACAGCUGUCGAGUCAGUUUUAGCAUGAUCUUUCCUUUGUGUGGUUUACUUUACUCUCAUUGUUAAGCUUUCUGAAAUUGAUUAUUUUUUCUUUUUUCUCAAUGGUAUUAAUGAUAAUAGAGAUGAAAAAUGUCAGCAGUCAAUUUUUAUCCAAAAGCAAGUUCUGGCUAGAGCAUCCAAAUAAGGAAACUUGUUGCAUGUAGGGAGUGCUUUGGGUUCACUUGGGGGGGUUACAUAGGCUCAUCCCAUGAAGGAGUUCUGUUCUCCUAUGUGCUUCCCAGAAUUCAAAUAUACUUUUCACUUUAGUAACCCUGGUUAGCAAUGUCUCUUUUAAUGAGUUAUUUGUCCCCAAAAAAGUAAAUCUAUUAUUGGCCCCAGCCCAAGUUUGUCCCCAUUAGCGACAUCACUGAUGAUGAUGAUGAUGAUUUUAAGUUCUGUUAGGAAGGGAAAUGAUUACCUAUUUGAAUCAAUACUCCAUUGCAAAGGUAGAGCCGUAUAGAACAUGUUCACUUGGUAAUCUGUGAUUUCCACCAUUAUUCAUCAUGGAGGCAGAUUAUACCUCAAAUGGGGUAAAAGAGUAAAUGUCUUACAUUGUUUAGUUCAUCGUGAGUUAGUCUAAGUGAACUGAAUUCUUUUAUAUUGGAAAACUUGUCCAAAACUGUUUUUUGAUAGCUUUAAGCUAAAAGCACAGAAUGUCACAGCUUUUUCAUGUGUGUUAUGUAUUUAUCCCUUCCUAAGAACCACUUUCACAGGAAAAUAGUUGUUUUCCAUACUUAGGAUUUAAUCUUUUGUCGUAAUUAUUUUGUUAAGGAAGUUGUUAGUAUCAGAAGUUAUUAUUUUUUUUAACACACGUGGAUGUGAAGGAUUUUCAUUUAAAAACCAAACGAUUUUUAUUGUUUCUGUUAAGUAAACAACUAUACCUGGAAGAAUUUUUGGUAGAUGUGUUUAUGCACUAUUAGCAUUCCAACUUGUAUUAUUGCAGAGGUAUUAACCCCUUAGUGUUAUACAUUUGUGUAAAUGUCCUCACUAAGGAUUAUUUUUAGGCUGUCUUUUCUCACUGUAUACGUUCAGUUUUGAAUAUGUGCUGUGGAUAUCAGGCUCCCACCAUCCUCUCUCACCUCAACCCCCCAUUUCUCAGCCAUGUCACUGAGUGGUUGUUUCAAAGUACAUUUCUGGGCCACUUCAGGAACUCAUGCAUCUGCCUGGUGUUUAGUCAGCAGAGCACCUGGCCCUGUCCCACAAGGCUCUGCCUUGCUUCCUCCUCUCGUUUGGUUAUGUGAAGAAAAUGGGGAAAAGAUAAAAGUAGAAGGGAAUCAAGGCAGUUGACUGCGUUAAGUUUUAUUUAUUUUUUUAAAUUAUUUUUUCUACCAAGGCUGCCAAUCCCUGAAAUUAGAACAAGGGGUAGUGUGAGAUGAUUGUGCCUAAUCAUGUUGUGAUUCUCUUUCUUACUGGGAUAAAAUGUUUCACUUCCACUUACGGUUUAAAAAAAAAAGGAUUAUAGUCUUUAGACUUGUCCUGUUUAGAUUCUAUAAUUGCCAGUGUACUGAAACUUAUACUAAAUUCUAUGUAUUUUUGUUACAAUUCUUCUGAAAAACAAUGUGAAACAUUAAAAGGUAUUAAUAUCA